Trypanosoma cruzi is the source of this 680-nucleotide messenger RNA. RefSeq lists its product as uncharacterized. The transcript has a single exon. Lineage: Eukaryota; Euglenozoa; Kinetoplastea; Trypanosomatida; Trypanosomatidae. The annotation marks the transcript as partial. The record is from RefSeq and is a predicted model, not a curated record.
UGCGGGAGGAGAAAGCCCGCACCGCAUGGGGAUCAUCCUCGACCCCGCACACGUCCUCCGAGACGGGCCGGAGGAGGGUUGGAUUUGUGGAUGGAGCCGGCCGCAGCCAAACAUCCAUUUCGGCAGCAUUGAAGGGGGAUUCUCAAAUCCCUACUUCAGCUCGGACGACGCACACGCGGAAUGUGAAGGGCGGCCUUGUUUCCGGGCGAGAGUUAUCCAACGGCUUUGAUCGACUGGUUCUUUUAACAACGGAUAAUAAUUCAAGCACCAAAACAAUUUGGCACAAAGUCACAGGUCCGCCAUACCGACUGCGUGCGUGUUGGUGCGAUCCACGCGAUGUGGCGAUGCCGUACGGGAGUAUAUUGCACUACCACUGUAAGCACGAACCAACGGGAGGGGAUAUGGGUGAAAUUGGCACCAAUGGCAAACCGCUGGAACACAAAAAUCCGUCCACUCGAGCCAAUACGCGAAGAGUGUUGCAACGCAUUUUGAGAAGUUCGCCCAAAGAAGGUAAUGAAGGGAAAAAAAUCGUAUACAACGGUUGUAAGGCAACAAGUCAUCGUUGUGAGUCUAUCGGUUUCUACGGUAGUUCAAAACCAGACAGAAGUUCCGUAUUUUUCUUUGCGAGUCCACAUCCAAUGCAUGCAAUUUUUGCUGAGCCGGCUUUGGGUGCCCGUUGA